AUGCUUAUUCUGAUUGCUGGCAUCACGGGUAACGUUGGGAAGCAGGCUGCACGCGCCGGUCUGGAGCGAGGGCAUGAAAUCCGCGGGCUAGGCCGUUCUCCAUCAAAGCUCGAUCCCGCCGUUCUCUCCGGCCUCGAAUCGUUUGUGCAAUCGGAGAAUUACUACGACAUCUCCGCGCUGGAAAAAGCGGUCAAAGGUGUCGAUGCUGUGAUCUGUGCGUAUGGCGGACUUGCAGAGUUAGCGCUUGAAGGGCAGCUCUUGCUCCUGCGCGCUGCAGAGCGGGCUGGAAUCAAGCGCUUCCUAGCUGCAUCUUGGAACUACGACUGGCGCCGCAUUUCAUUGCACGACCAGGAAGUCUACGAUCCAUACAUAGCCUUCCACGCUCAAGCUAGUCUCUCUAGCAGCAUCAAGACUCUGCAUAUUCUGACUGGCAUGCUGGCCGAAGUCUUUUUUGGCUCCCACAAGGAGCGUGGCUUCACCCCUGCUGACGAUGGCGUUUGGGAUCCGGAACCCCAGGGCGCUGAUAGCACUGGCCCAAAUCAAAGGGCGAGAUCAAUGGAUGUUUAUGGAACCGGUAACGAGCCCUGGUCGUGA
Messenger RNA from Pseudogymnoascus verrucosus, 594 nucleotides. RefSeq lists its product as uncharacterized. Bases 1 to 594 code for a protein of 197 amino acids. NCBI's taxonomy places the organism in Eukaryota, Fungi, Ascomycota, Leotiomycetes, Thelebolales, Thelebolaceae. The record is from RefSeq and is a predicted model, not a curated record. The transcript is spliced from 3 exons.